This is a messenger RNA of Medicago truncatula (barrel medic), 1105 nucleotides long. RefSeq names its product expansin-A7. The transcript is spliced from 3 exons. NCBI's taxonomy places the organism in Eukaryota, Viridiplantae, Streptophyta, Magnoliopsida, Fabales, Fabaceae. The record is from RefSeq and is a predicted model, not a curated record. Gene Ontology annotation, biological process: plant-type cell wall organization. Bases 75 to 866 code for a protein of 263 amino acids. Gene Ontology annotation, cellular component: extracellular region.
AAUGAGCAUCGAAUUGCAAUCUUUGUAAUACAAAGAUAACUAAUUAAGCUAUUAGUUGUGAAAAGAAAUUGACCAUGACAUCCAUUCUUCAAGGUCGUUGCUUCAUAUUGAUUGCUUAUGCAAUGUUGUUCACUUUGAUGGGAGAACAAACAGUAGCUGUGGCAAUAUUUAGACCCAGUAAAUGGUCUCUUGCUCAUGCCACCUUUUAUGGAGAUGAAACUGCUUCUGAAACCAUGGGAGGAGCAUGUGGAUAUGGAAACUUGUUUCAGAAUGGUUACGGGACAGAUACGGUGGCUUUAAGCUCGACAUUGUUCAACAAUGGUUAUGCGUGCGGGACAUGUUUCCAGAUUAAAUGCUACCAAUCAAGUGCAUGUUAUAGAAAUGUGGCCUUCACCACUGUCACUGCCACCAAUCUUUGCCCUCCUAAUUGGUCCAAACCCUCUGAUAAUGGUGGAUGGUGUAACCCACCACGAGUUCAUUUUGACAUGGCCAAGCCUGCUUUCAUGAAAAUUGCACAGUGGAAAGCUGGUAUCGUCCCUGUCAUGUACCGCAGGGUGCCAUGCCAAAGAAAGGGAGGGAUUCGAUUUUCUUUCCAAGGAAACGGGUACUGGCUAUUGGUGUAUGUGAUGAACGUCGGAGGUGGAGGAGAUAUGUCGAGCAUGAUGGUGAAAGGAAGCAGAACAGGAUGGAUUAAGAUGAGCCAUAACUGGGGUGCUUCCUACCAAGCAUUUGCAACACUAGGUGGUCAAGCUCUUUCUUUCAGGCUUACUUCAUACACCACUAAGGAGACUAUUAUUGCAUGGAAUGUUGCUCCUUCCAAUUGGAACGUGGGACUCACUUAUUCUAGUAGGGUCAACUUCCACUGAAGAAUUCAUGGCAUGCCACAAACUUUGUGACCGGCCAAUCUGUUUUAUAAUAUACUACCAACUACAACACUUUUGUAUUAGCCUUCUAGGUUUUAUAAGUAAAUAAGUACUGCAUCUGCAUGAAACUUUCACAAGCUCAGUAGGUGCUUAUUGCUAAUGCAAAGAAACUGCCACCUUUUUGUUGGUAUAGCAAACUUUAAAUGUAACGCGUACCCCCUGUAGUCAACUUGAUAUUUCCA